This is a messenger RNA of Anthostomella pinea, 1803 nucleotides long. Lineage: Eukaryota; Fungi; Ascomycota; Sordariomycetes; Xylariales; Xylariaceae. The record is from the annotation of a GenBank genome assembly.
AUGUCUAUGUAUCCGCAUCGCGGCAUGCCGCCCAACGCGCCUCGCCUCACCGAGCUGCUUGAUCAGAUCCGGGCCGAAUUUGACAAUCAGGUUCGCCUGAACGAAGGAUACGAACAACAAAUCCAGCAGCAGGUCCAGGAGGCUCAGCUUGUUAGAGAGAAGGUCUACCAACUGGAACAGCAGCAUAUGAGCAUCAAGCAGAAAUACGAUGAAGAGAUUGUUCUGCUCCGUCGCCAAAUCGAUGCUGCUCGCGGCGGGGCUCCUCAGCAAGGCAUGCCCGGCCCUCCUCAACACGGCGGCCCUUCUACCGGCCCUCCUCCCGCCAUUGGUCUCGGAAACAAUCUCUUCAGUGGGAUUAUGACCGGCCAAGGAGGCCAGGGUGGUGGCCUGCCGCCGCAGCCGCCCCCUCAGGAGCAGCAGCCGCCUGGACCUCCGCAUCAGAUGCCGCAGCCGCCCCCGGGUCUUCAGGGUCCUCCCCCUCCGCCGCAGCCGCCAUCUCAGGUUCCGCCCUUCCAGCCGAAUUACGGUCAGGGGCCGGGCCCAAACAGCUUCCCCGGCGGGCCUCCUCAGACUACCGCUUCUCCUGGCCCCAAUAAGCGUGGCAUUGGUAGACCUCCUGGACCGGCUACUCCUCAGAUUAACACUCCGAUGCCAUACGGGGGCCCUGGCGCAUCGCCACAAGUCCCCAACCAUCCCACACCGGAUCACCGAGGAGUGACCGUGCAUCCUCCUCCUGGCACGUUGGUCAACAACGCCUUGGGUGAUUUGGACGUCGAGCGUCUGCCAGCGCAUGUCAAGAAGACCCGCGACGAUUGGUUCGUCAUUUUUAACCAGCAGGUUCCCCGUCUGCUGGAUGUGGAUCUGGUCCAUACCUUGGUUCAUGAGAGCGUGGUUUGCUGUGUCAGAUUCAGCCACGAUGGUAAAUACGUCGCCACGGGAUGCAACAGGUCCGCUCAGAUCUACGAUGUAAACACGGGUGAGAAGGUUUGUGUUCUGCAGGAUGAGAAUGUGGAUAUCUCUGGCGAUCUUUACAUUCGAAGCGUGUGCUUCAGUCCCGACGGCAAGUACCUUGCUACCGGUGCUGAAGACAAGCUGAUUCGCGUCUGGGACAUUGCCAACCGAACAAUACGUAACACGUUCGCUGGCCACGAGCAGGACAUCUACUCCCUCGACUUCGCCCGGGACGGCCGCACGAUUGCUUCUGGCAGCGGCGACCGAACUGUGCGACUCUGGGACAUUGAGCAGGGCACUAACCUGUUGACCCUCACUAUUGAGGACGGUGUUACCACGGUUGCCAUCUCUCCAGAUACCAAGUACGUGGCUGCAGGCUCCCUGGACAAGAGCGUCCGCGUCUGGGACAUCAACCAAGGAUUUCUUCUGGAGCGCCUUGAGGGACCUGAUGGCCACAAGGAUAGUGUCUACUCUGUUGCUUUCUCUCCUAACGGCAGGGACCUUGUCAGUGGUAGUCUGGAUAAGACUAUCAAGAUGUGGGAGCUUGCCAGCCCCCGAGGUCUAAACAGUCAGGCUGGGCCUAAGGGAGGCAGAUGUGUCAAGACCUUUGAGGGUCACCGAGACUUCGUGCUCAGUGUCGCACUCACGCCUGAUGCUAACUGGGUUAUGUCCGGUUCCAAGGAUCGCGGUGUGCAGUUCUGGGAUCCUCGGACCGGCUACACUCAACUUAUGCUCCAAGGCCACAAGAACUCGGUCAUAUCGGUGGCCCCUAGCCCCACUGGUGGGUUCUUUGCGACAGGUUCUGGUGACAUGAGAGCACGCAUAUGGUCAUACCGAAGUGUGAUGUCCUAG